Molecule: messenger RNA, 7741 nt
Organism: Cyprinodon tularosa
Lineage: Eukaryota; Metazoa; Chordata; Actinopteri; Cyprinodontiformes; Cyprinodontidae
Product: synaptic vesicle glycoprotein 2A-like
Exons: 12
Coding region: 1-2214 (737 amino acids)
Biological process (GO): chemical synaptic transmission; transmembrane transport
Cellular component (GO): membrane
Molecular function (GO): transmembrane transporter activity
Source: RefSeq, a predicted model, not a curated record
AUGGAGGAAGGCUACCAAAACCGGACUGCUUUUAUAAAAGGUGCCAAAGACAUUGCGAAAGAAGUCAAGCGGCAAGCUAGUAAGAAGGUUGGCCGGUCAGUGGAUCGGGUGAGCGAUGAGUACAGCAAGCGCUCCUACAGUCGCUUCGAAGAAGACGAUGAUGAUGACUACCCAAUGCAGGGGAGCCAGGAUGGAGGCUACUACCGCGGCGAUAGCCAGGCGGCCAACGAUGAUGAGGGUGGCCACAGUGACUCCACAGAGGGCCAUGACGAGGAUGACGAGAUCUAUGAGGGCGAAUACCAAGGAAUCCCCAGGGCUGAUUCUGGGAAAGGAGACUUGGCCGGAGGUCCUGGAUCAAUAACAGCCGGAGCUCAACAGUUUAGAGAUAUUGGGGCAUCUGAGGCUGAGAGGCGGAAGGACCAGGAGGAGCUGGCUCAGCAGUAUGAGACCAUUUUGCAGGAAUGUGGGCACGGAAAGUUCCAGUGGAGUCUGUACUUCGUCUUAGGGCUGGCACUUAUGGCUGAUGGUGUGGAAAUCUUCGUGGUGGGGUUUGUCCUUCCCAGUGCAGAGAAGGAUAUGUGUCUCUCUGAACCCAGCAAAAGCAUGCUUGGUCUGAUUGUAUACUUUGGUAUGAUGGUUGGGGCUUUCCUCUGGGGGGCCAUGGCAGACCGGAUUGGCCGUCGGCAGUCUCUUAUCAUCUCUCUGUCCAUCAACAGUAUCUUCUCCUUUUUCUCAUCCUUCGUUCAGGGUUACAGCACUUUUCUGUUUUGCCGCCUUCUCUCAGGUGUCGGAAUCGGUGGCUCAAUUCCCAUCGUCUUCUCGUACUAUUCUGAAUUUCUGUCUCAAGAGAAGCGUGGCGAGCACCUCAGCUGGCUCUGCAUGUUCUGGAUGAUUGGAGGAAUUUAUGCAUCUGCCAUGGCCUGGGCUAUCAUUCCACACUACGGGUGGAGUUUCCAGAUGGGCUCAGCCUAUCAGUUCCACAGCUGGCGGGUGUUUGUGUUGGUGUGUGCAUUCCCUUCAGUUGCAGCCAUCGCUGCCCUCAACGCCAUGCCUGAGAGCCCACGCUUCUACCUAGAGAAUGGCAAGCAUGAUGAAGGCUGGAUGAUUCUGAAGCAAGUCCACGAUACAAACAUGAGAGCUAAAGGUUACCCAGAGAGGGUGUUCACCGUCACCACAAUAAAGACUGUAAAGCAGAUUGAGGAGUUGGUGGAAAUUGGCACCGACACUCCCAUCUGGCAGCGCUACAGAAUGAAAAUUAUGAGUCUUUCACAACAGAUACGAAAAAACAUUCUCGCCUGCUUCAACCAAGAGUACAGAAGAACCACCUUUAUGCUAAUGGCUGUUUGGUUCAGCAUGUCGUUCAGCUACUACGGGCUAACGGUGUGGUUCCCUGACAUGAUCAAGUACAUCCAGAAGCAGGAAUAUGACUCACGGACAAAGACCUUCACUAAUGAGCGAGUAGAACAUGUAACCUUUAACUUCACCUUAGAAAACCAAGUCCAUCGCGAAGGACACUAUUUCAAUGACAAGUUCCUCAACCUGAAGAUGAAGUCCAUGGUGUUUGAAAACUCAGUGUUUGAGGAGUGCUUCUUUGAGGACAUCACCUCCACACACACAUUCUUCAGGAACUGCACCUUCAUUGCCAGUUUGUUUUACAACACAGAUUUGUUCAAGUACAGGUUUGUCAACUGUAAGCUGAUUAACAGCACCUUCCUUCACAACAAGGAGGGCUGCAUUCUGGACUUCAGUGAUGACUUCAACAACGCCUACAUGAUUUACUUUGUCAACUUCCUCGGCACAUUAGCUGUGCUCCCCGGGAACAUCGUCUCUGCUCUUUUGAUGGACAAAAUUGGCCGUUUGAGAAUGCUGGCGGGAUCUAGCAUCAUAUCCUGUGUCAGCUGCUUCUUCCUGAUGUUUGGCAACAGUGAAUCGGGAAUGAUCGCCCUCUUGUGUCUGUUUGGUGGUAUCAGCAUUGCUUCGUGGAAUGCUCUGGAUGUGAUAACAGUGGAGCUGUAUCCCUCUGAUAAAAGGACCACAGCUUUUGGCUUCUUGAACGCCCUCUGCAAACUGGCAGCUGUUCUGGGAAUCAGCAUCUUCCAGUCAUUUGUGGGCAUCACCAAAGCCGUCCCCAUCAUAUUCGCUGCCGGCGCACUCGCUGCCGGUAGUUUCCUCGCCACAAAGCUGCCUGAGACCAGAGGCCAAGUAUUGCAGUAAGACAGACGACCAGCACUGGGCAGCAGAGUUCAGUUGGAGUGAGUGAGGGAGUGACAGGCCUGAACAUCUCUGAGAGCUUCAGCGCUGCCCGUCCUUUUCACAGCAACAGUAGAGACUGCCUUUCCCCCUAUAGUAAGCCCCGAAUCCUUUGAAAUGUGGAUUGCAUCACUCAGUGUCAGAUAUUGCAGAAAAGCUAAUAAUUUUUGAAAAUCUGUACCAUUGCAGCAUAGUUACAGCUGCUCUGUCAGGUAUGAUACAAUUGUAGUCCUACAGUAGUGGUUAUGUGGUCCAAAUGGAAACAUUCAAUUUAUAUUAAAAUGUAUUAAUGGUGGAAUAGUAGAAGAAAUUGAAUUCAUUUCUGGGGGAAAGAUUGUAAAAAGGUAAGAUUGCAGUCUUCUUCUUUACUCAUGUGUCUUAAUCUCCGUAGGCUAACAGAGCUGUUAAUUAUUUUAGUGACUUGUUCAGUUCAUCACUGCCAGACCACCUUACCAGAGAGCUGAUGUUACCAACCAAAACUUACAAAACAAUCCCUGAAAAGCUGAUUUACUCAGACAGGUGAAGAUGCAUUUCACAGGAUUCUUUGUUGCACAUGGGAGUAGUUGGAUCCAGUUCUUCAGUGUUAAACCAAUGUUUACCCUCUCUGUUGUGUGACAGUUUGUGGAUGUUUAAUGGGUGAGACAGGGGAACGUCUUUGGGAUGAAUUUGGGUCAAAUAUCAGCGUGUGAGAGGAAACCAUAUUGUGCUUUUUUUUUGUCUCUAUUAGUUAUUUGCUUGCAUAACAGGGGGUGAAUUGGAAACCUAUGAAGUGAAAUCUUUUUUUUCAGGUGAAAAUGUUUUGGGGUUACCUUCACAAAAGUAUAUGUAAGAAUACGAUCAUAUUGAUUUUCUUAUUUUUAUGUCAGUUUUUGUAUUUGGAUCCUUUUUUGAUAUUUAGCAACAGAAUGUUUACAUAUUUAAAAAAAAAUUUUCUUUAUGUCGAAAAAUAAACACAAGUCAUGCAGUUGGUCAGGUUUUUCUGCCCUCUAGUGUCCAGAUAGAAAACUACAUAGAUUGUAAACAGACAUAGACGUUACCUUAAAGUUGUACUGUUUUGAUACUAUUCGAUCCCUUGAACUAUCAUGAUUUGGAUGUUCCCAAUCAUGAUAGGGAUUGGAAUGUUCCAGUUCAGAAUGAAAAGUUUUCACUACAACCGCUAUAUAUGUUUGUUCUGCUGCACAGCCUAAAGGAUAUUGCAAAUGUGUUUGAUCUGGUUAGCUUAAACAAAAUUAAUUCGUUUUUAUUUAAGACAACAAGUGGUUAAGGAGACUGCUAUAUUGUGCUGAAAUAUCAUUUGAAACAACCAUUGCUUUACUACAUUCUUAAAUAUAUAUGAUAAUUAUGAUUUCUGUAGCUAUGAGUGUGGAAUCAGACCUGUAACAUAUGACUCCACGCAUACAGCUACAGUCUUUAAAACAUACUUUUUGACCCUACUUCUGACAAAUAUGCAAAGAAGUUUGCUGAAGUGCUAGGCUAAUGUGCUGUGCCUAGUGCUGUAACUCAUGGACAAUUUGGCUCAUAAUAACGUCAUGGGUGCACGCUUGACUGGAAUUACAUUUAAUUGUGGUUUUGAGUGGAGUGUGCAUUAGAAAAAUGUAAAAAAGUCUAAUUCCUGCUUCAUAUACGUAUCAAUUUGCUUUGAACAUAAUCAGUAGUGUUUCCUCUGCUUUCUUUGCAUCUUUCUCCUUCAUUAAUAGUUGUCUGGGUAUAUGUAGUUCAGAGAAGGCCAUGUGACACAGACCUGCUCUGCACUGGCCAAUACCGUCUCCAUUUCAGUGUGAGCAUCAUUGCAAUGGUUGAAAAAUGCUUGUAAUUUUAGGCAAAACAGAAAAGCAACUUGAUUAGAAACCUAAACUGUUAUUUAGAAUUAGUUUGAGUCCACCUUUAUCAUGAUAUAACUUAAUUCCAGCUAGAUUCACAAAUGGGACCGAAAAUGAAAAAAGUUGUGCAUCAGAUAACAAUUUUAAGGGGUCCAUUUUUCUUUAAAAGUUUAUUUGGUAGCGACCGACACACAUCCACAUAGACAAACUGAACAAAAUAGCAGUCCAAUGUUUGCAUCAUAGUGCAAUAGCAACAGCUAUUUUGCAGCACUUUUCCAUAGAUGGGCUUUUAAAAAGAACCUCUAAAAAUUAAAGCAAUAGUCAUUUAGAUAAAAUGAAACAACGUGAUAUUGACAACAUCUACAAACAAACAGUAAAACAUAAAAACAUCAAAAAUGGAUACAGUUCUGUUUUUGAUAUAACCAGAAUUUUGUUUGGUUUUGAACAUACUGAAACUGGUUACAGUCUUUAAAUCAACAGGAAGUAAGUUCAAAACUGCAGAUCCUCUCACGGACAGGUCACUUUGAGCAAAAGUGGUUCUUCGAAAGGGGAUCUUACAAUUUGCAUUGGAAACCACUCUAGUGGAUUGUGCAAUAUCUGUAUGCAAUUGCUUAAUGGUGUAGGUGCAUAUCCAUUUAGACACUUAAAGAUAAAUUUUAAGAGGUUAUUAUUUGUAAAAUUAGGAAAGUCCAAAAUGCCAAAUUGAGCCAAAACGCAUCACUGACCAAAAUGAUUACUUACUAUACUGCACCCCAACUUAAUACUUUUAACACUUUAAAUACAUAGUAGAUUAUUCUCAUUAUAGUUUCUGUGUAUAAUUUCUCUAAAGUUUUACUUUACAUGUGCUGACAAUCACUGAGUGUAAGAUUUUGACCUAAAAACAUCCCCUUAACUGUGUACAUGUGUUUACAAGUAGCGUACUGUUAUUUUAUAGUCGUGGAUGGGUUAUUAUUAAAUAUGUUACAGAAUAAGUUGAUGAUUUUUAAAAAAAUAAGUUGUUUACAAAUAGGAAAAUAUUUCUAUUAGAAAUAAAUAUCAGUAAUUAGUUCAACAUAUUUGUUUAUCCUACGCAUUUUUUUAAAGUUAGAAAAAAGGAUAAAUUCAUAAAUCAGAUUUUAAAUUGCUCUAUUUUUUCUAUACUAUAUAUAGUUGUAUUAAUAUAUCAAAGUAUUUAAUUGCAUACUUCUCAGAAGAGUUGAUAACCUGAAACCAAACCAAUCACACAUAACAUUGGAAUAAAUUUUAAAAUUUAGGGAUAAAACAAACAAAAAAAAAAACUAAAACAUAGGUCUAUAAUAAAAUUCAACCUUAUAGAAUUUUGGAUGAAAAUCCUAUAAAAACACUUCUGUUAGUCUAAUGCAGCAUUUUACAUUUGGGAAAAAAUAUCUUAUUGGAAGUGCAAGGAGGCCAGAGUUACAGUUAUUUAAUCUUUAACAUAUUAAAAUGUUAACAAAACGUAGGAGUUUAUUUACAAUCUAGCAUGUGCAAUGUAACAUCUAGUUAACACAGAAAGAUGUAAAAGCAGCAGUUUUACCUAAAUGAGUCAGAUAAAUAGUCAUUAAGUUGUUAGAGAUGCAGUUAUGGCUUUUUAUACAGCUUCUGCACAACCCAUUAUAAACUGCUGUUCGUCCAUAACUUGGUCAAAACAUUUUGCAAACAAAAUUUUUUAUGUUUGAUGUUUAAUUUUCUUUAGGGAACUAAAUUUUCUGAUUAGAAGCCAACAGUAAAAACAAAAAAAUGUUAUCCAAUUUAUUCAGAUGAAAAAUAUUAAACUAAAAUAAAAAUCAUUCACUAAACAAAUACCCAGAGGUGUAUGUUUUUUUCUUUCUUUUUUCUUUUCACAAAUUGAAGAAAGUCUUAAUAAUUCUAAACAGGAACUGGCACUAGUUUUUAUGUCUGGUUCCUCUGUUCAAUGUUUGAUUCUUGUUUUCCUGUUAAUUUGUUUAAUCUUAAGAAGAAAAAUCAAGUCUCCUUUUGGCCUAUUUUUAUUUUACCACAUAAAAAAGAAAAGACAAUUUCCUUCCAUUUCAUGCUUAAAUUUAAACUUUUUUAAAAAUCUUCAUUAGCCUACUGGUUAUUGAUGACAAAAAUUAAGCAAGUAAACAUUUCUGAACCUUUAACGUCACCAGAUUUACUUUCUGUUUGUGGAUGAAUCUCUUUAAAUCAAUGUCUCCCAUCAUGUUGCAAAAUGUCCAAAUGUGUGUUUGUGUGAAACAAAUGUUCCUUUUCUAAAGACUUUUCUUUCAUCCCUUGGAUGAAAAAAAAAAAACCCAGAAUGAAAAAAUAUGCAGUGUAGAUUUUAUUUUUAUUUUUUUCUUCAGACUUGAAUGCUGUUUAUUUCAUGAGACUUGAGUCUUUGAAAGGAUGAAAUUGAAGCCUUACUCAAAGACAUGAUCUGACUACUUCUCUGUUUAAACAUGUGAGAAAAGCCUACCUGAAAUCGACUUUUUUAACCCAUCAAACCUCCGUAUUCAGCCAAGCUUGACGCAUGUUUGUAGUCGUAUUGUCUAAUCUCUUGGACGUCCUGUAUGCCAGCUGUUUUUGUCUAAAGCAAGAGAACCAGUGAUUUUUAUUGUUGUAUGAUGACAUAGAUCUGUUGCUUGCAGUGAUUGUUGUUUAUCAAAGUGGGGUUAAAGUUAGUUAUUGGUGACUGUGUUCCAUUUAGCUUGGGCCCAGGUUACCUCAACACACCGAUAUAGUUUAUAAAUACAUAUCUGGGAGGAGGUUUAGAGCACAUCCAGAGUAUCUAGAGGUGUAUAAAUAGAGAAGGCCGGGAAGAGGCAAUCUUAAAGGGAGCCAAAAAUGUGCAUUAAUUAUGUAGAAAAUAAAUAUAAGUCUGCUUGUUUGAGUUUAUAGAAAAAAAGGACAGGUAAGCAAUAUUUUGAGUUUUCCUCAAUUUUAAGGAAGGAAAAUUUUCGUUUUAAACACAUAGGGUUAUUAGUAAAGCUCUCUGCUUACUGUCCAAAAUGAAAACUUCUAAUAAUUUUUGGUUGUAUGCAUAAAAUCUAUGUAUUUACAAAUACAAAACUUUUCACCGGUUUAAUUUUGGCUGUUUACAGGACCAUAACACUUCCUUUGACUAUGGUGAUGUGUUAAAGGUGUUUUCAUGGCAUGAUUUCUGUCUGAUCGACUCCUAAGCACAUACAGAUGAGUUCUAAAUAAAUCGUUUACCCCCUACACCCCAGAUAAGGAUGAACCCAUUCCUGUGAUAAUGCUUGUCUGCAGAUAGUGAGAAUCCUUCACUAUAUGUGGGACAAAAGGAGUUUCCAUUUGUGUCUUUUUCAUUUAGACUUUGAUCGAUUUAUUUACUGAUAAAGGCUCUUCUCUAAAUGUAAGUUAAUUUCUGAAUUAAGUGUAUCGUGUGUGGAAACUGUAAAUGUUUCUAUGUGAAAGUAUGGAAUUUGUGGGGAAAAAAAAUAUCAAGGAAACAAUUCCAAAAAAGUUAAAUAUGAAAAAACAAACUAUUGUGUUGUCUUUGUGUUUUGUAAAUGAUGAAUGAAAAUCUUGGUAAAUAUAUUAUGGAUAUUGAGAUUAUUUAAGUGAUGAUGAAAAGGUGCUGUAUGUAUUUUCUGUGAGAAGUGUUCAUUGUGCUGGGUUUUGCCUUUUCAUGGCAGUUAUCCAGCUCUUUGAAGAACAUUAUGAAUUAUAAUGGAAAUAAAUCUUUAAAAAUA